Messenger RNA from Drosophila ananassae, 564 nucleotides. Its product is annotated as phosrestin-2-like. Gene Ontology annotation, cellular component: cytoplasm. The record is from RefSeq and is a predicted model, not a curated record. Gene Ontology annotation, molecular function: G protein-coupled receptor binding. Gene Ontology annotation, biological process: signal transduction; G protein-coupled receptor internalization. The coding region runs from base 1 to 564 and encodes 187 amino acids. NCBI's taxonomy places the organism in Eukaryota, Metazoa, Arthropoda, Insecta, Diptera, Drosophilidae. The transcript has 3 exons.
AUGCAUAUACAGCCCAACUCAUCGCCCUCUGUGGUGCUUCAGCAUCGAGGCAGCGAUGAGAGUAAACCCUGUGGCAUCCAGUACUUCGUGAAAAUGUUCCCCUUGUCCAGCGACUGCGUCCAGUCGCAUCACCGCAGCACCAUCAAGCAGGUCGUUCGCAAGAAACUUCUGGCAGGGCGAGCUCAAGCUGGGGGUCCCCAUGGAGAGAAAAUCGCCGUUAGCAUCUGUGUACGCAACUGCUCCCAAAAGGUGGUUAAGAAGGUCAAGGUCAUGAUGCAGCAGCACAUCAAUGAGAUGCUUUUUUCAAAGAGUAAGUUUUGCAGCACGAUCACCAGCACGGAGACCAGCAUGGGCUUCUCCGUAAAUCCGGGAUCUAGCCAUCAGAAGGUGAUGUACCUGGUGCCCACUUUGGCGACCAACUGCGACAGAAGACGCAUCGCCCUCGAUGGAAAUAUUAAUCGAAAGGGCACUGCUCUAGCCUCGACCACACUCAUUGGCAGUCCGGAUGAAUGGGAUGCCAUCAGAAUUAAUAUGUCCUACACUGUGAAAGUAGAGCUCUUCUGA